AUUAAACAUAAGCCUGUUUGACCAAAAAAAAAACGUCAGUUUUUAAUUGUUUGUUUUUAAGUCCAAAAGUUGACUCCCUAAACUCCCAACGUAAUCGAUUAGCCCGAGUCGAAAUGUAAACAGCCCCUAUUUGUUGAGCUGAAAACACUCAUAUGAAUUCACAUGAAUGUGCGGUCGCGUUGUGUCGCCCGAUGGCAAGAGACUAUACUAAGCAAGGGUCCAGCGGGCUGGGUCUAUGUCUCUCCGGCAACAAUGGAGAAAAAGGGGUAUUUGGGGAAUAAAAACUCCCCUUCCUCUCACUCCACUUACACAAUGCCCGAACCGUGUAAAUCGGCAGUUGUGUUGAAGAAAGGGGCAAGACUCGAUGGGAGCGCUUAGAAUCCUGUUGGUUGUCGGAGGCAACGUUUGGCUCCUCUACCUGGGUCGCAGAUGCGUUAAAAACCUGACACUUCUCCAGGUCGAGAGAAAGUUUUCGACGGAAAAUGAACAAAUGGCCCCAGUGAGUUUCCUUGUGAUCUUGAAGUAAAUAGUUGUUUGGGGUUUUGGAGGUCUGCAGGCUGCUCCGCACGAAUUGGAAAUAAUCACCGUGUCAGUUUCAUCUUUCUUAUGCAAAGUAGCUGUCUUUGAAGGCGGAUCUUUUGGCAGGUUAGUUCAGGACGACAGCGACUGCACAGCGCCCAGUUUUCACAGCAGCUCACAACUCUAAAGUCUGUUUAGCGGAGCCACUCUUGGUGGUUUGCACUGCCGCGGUUUCUUUUAAAGUUAUAAAAUGUUCAUAACGAAUUGUUCGUAGCAGGCUGAGCUGAAACUGCACAACACGGCGACUCGGUUUACAGCAAUGCAGUUGUGUGGAGAUACUUCAGUUUACUUCGUCUCGUGGUAACCGUGCGCAAGAGCCGUGAUCAGAAGCAGAGAAGUGCCUUUUGCCGGGGAAAACGACUCUUCGCGGAUGUCUGUGUAGAAAGGAAGAAUUUGUAACCGUUACUUCACAACCCUCUCUGUUUUCGUGGAAUUACAAUACAGUUCUUUUCUUAUGGACCUUUGAUUAUGCUCUUGAAUGACUUGCGUGAACGGAUUUUCAGGAUCCGUUAACACGGAGUGCACGUUAUCUCUGAAAUGAUAUGAAAAUCCCAGGACUUAACUUGUCUUUUUCCUUGGAAUACUUUUACCUUCUUUUGGGGAACACAAUGGCAAUAGAUUUGACUUUAUUUAAAUCGAAGUUGUGAUUCUGCUUCGGGACGCUCAAGUUCACUAAUAUUACCGAUACUUGACAUUGCCUUUCGGGGAACCAAUCGUGUGGAACAUUAAACAGGGAUUGUACAUGAUCGUAUCUCGGAAUUCCGAAAAGCAAAUGUCCUAGUUCAUGGUGCAUUGGUCAAUUUUAAUGAGUUUAGUGUGUUGAAGGAGAAACAAUGACAGUCUCAUCCAGUAAGAUGACUUUUCUUUGCCUGUUGCUGGCGUGCAGGGCUGCCCUCAGCUCCGUCAUCAGCUCCCUGGACCCGGAGCAGCCGGGGGAGGGCCGCUGCCAGAAGAUUGCCAUCCCUAUGUGCAAGGACAUCGGCUACAACCUCACGGUCAUGCCCAACCUGAUGGGCCACGAGGACCAGAACGAGGCGGCGAUCAAGCUGCACGAGUUCGCGCCGCUCAUCCAGGUGGGCUGCCACAGCCACCUGCGCUUCUUCCUGUGCUCGCUCUACGCGCCCAUGUGCUCGGAGAAGGUGUCCAUGCCCAUCCCCUCGUGCCGCGUGAUGUGCGAGCAGGCCCAGCAGAAGUGCUCGCCCAUCAUGGAGAAGUUCAACUUCCACUGGCCCGACUCGCUGGACUGCUCCCGGCUGCCCACCAAGAAUGACCCCAACCACCUGUGCAUGGAGGCCCCCAACAACGGCUCAGACGAGCUGUCUGACUUCCAGCCCAAGAGGCCCAGCAGCAGCCUAGGAGGAGGAGGAGGAGGAGGAGGAGUGAGUGGAGGAGGAGGUGGCGGUGGUGGUGGCGGUGGCGUGACAGGGUCCAGCGGGAGCGGGCGCAUCCCCGCGGGCAAAGACGUGUUGGAGGGGGGCCGCGAGGCCACGGCGUGCGGAGGCGGCGACCCGCGCAAGUUCCACUACGUCCAGAAGAGCGGCUCGUGCGCGCCCCGCUGCUCCCCGCGCGUGGACGUCUACUGGAGCCGCACCGACAAGCGCUUCGCGGCGGGCUGGAUGGCGGCCUGGUCGGUGCUCUGCUUCGCCUCCUCCGCCUUCACCGUACUCACCUUCCUGGUGGACCCGCAGCGCUUCCGCUACCCAGAGCGGCCCAUCAUCUUCCUCUCCAUGUCCUACUGCGUCUACUCGCUGGGCUUCCUGGUGCGCCUGUCCGUGGGCUCCGACAGCGUGGCCUGCGACAGCGACGCCGGAGUCCCGUACAUCAUCCAGGAGGGCCUGGAGAGCACGGGCUGCACGGUGGUCUUCCUGGUGCUCUACUACUUCGGCAUGGCCAGCUCCAUCUGGUGGGUGAUCCUCACCCUCACCUGGUUCCUGGCCGCCGGCAAGAAGUGGGGUCACGAGGCCAUCGAGGCGCACAGCUCCUACUUCCACCUGGCGGCGUGGGCCGUGCCGGCGCUCAAGACCAUCCUCAUCCUCACCAUGAGGAAGGUGGCAGGGGACGAGCUGACGGGCCUGUGCUACGUGGGCAGCAUGGACGCCGAGGCGCUGACGGCCUUCGUGCUGGCGCCGCUGGCCUGCUACCUGGCGGCGGGCACCUGCUUCCUGCUCUCGGGCUUCGUGGCGCUCUUCCACAUCCGCCGCGUCAUGCGCACCGGCGGCGAGAACACGCACAAGCUGGAGCGCCUCAUGGUGCGCAUCGGCGUCUUCUCCGUGCUCUACACCGUGCCCGCCACCUGCGUCAUCGCGUGCUACUUCUACGAGCGGCUCAACAUGGCGCACUGGAGGACGCUGGCUAUAGAGCAGAAGUGCCUAGAAGGUGGAGGCUCGUCGUCGUCAUCGUCGUCAUCAUCAUCAUCAUCCUCAUCUCUGUCGUCAUCGUCGUCCCAGCUGCAGGGCGGAGGUUCGGGCGAGGAGGGCGGCGAGUGCCUGCUGCGGAGCUCCAUCCCGGCGGUGGAGAUCUUCAUGGUGAAGGUGUUCAUGCAGCUCGUGGUGGGCAUCACCAGCGGCAUGUGGGUGUGGACCUCCAAGACGCUGCAGUCCUGGCAGGGCCUGUUUAGCCGCAAGCUGCGCAAGCGCACGCGCCGGAAGGCUGCCUGUGUCUUCACCGGCGGCGGACGCUACCUCAAGCCUCAGCCUCCCACGCUCAAGGGCCAUGCCGGUAAAUAUGAGCCCCCCAUGAGCACAGGACCCCCAGCUACCUGCGUCUGACCCCACCCACACACACACACACUCACACACAUGCAUACACACCCUGCAAGCUCUUGCCUCUAAUCAGUUUCCUCAGUUUACCUUGGGACCUCUGAAAGGAACACACACUGUUUCGUAUUUAUUGUGUUUUUUAUGAUAACUCACAGUAAACAAAAAACUGACUGGAAUGAUAUACUUCUCUACGAUGCCUAGAAGACAGUUUAACCCUUCUUACUGCUGCCCCCACUACCUUAAUGCAGUCACAGCAUUGAUGGAUUUUAUGAAAGACAUAAAGCGAUAGAAAGACACUGAAAUCAAAGGGGACAAAAGGGGACCAGUCUGUCUCUGGGAUGUGUUGGUAAGGCCCUUCUGGAAUACUGUGCCAUUGAUAUUAUUGUGAGAGGAGCUGUUUAGCACUAUACACAUAGUUCAGAUAUGAUAGCUAUUCAGAUGUUAUGGAUUGAGGGGUCAUAAAGAUUGUGUCUCCUCUGUGCCAGAGACAGUGUCACACACACAGACGGUGUCUCUCAGUCCAGCUGCAAAUGGGGACGUACGACUAAAAUCACAGGGGUCCUUCACUUGCACAUGGACGCCUACUGCCUGUGGCCAAAGUGUACCCAGACUGCAAACUAAAUCAAACAAGCACUAGAUUUUACAAAACAAAGGAGACGAGAGACGCGUUGGAUGUUUCGUUUCGUUUUGUUUUGUUCUGUUUUGUUUUAGAUGUUUGUUUUUUUGUACAGUGAAUCCUUCCUUUGUUUUGACCCCCACCUACCCCUGUUUCUCGCUCUUUUUUAGCACAAUGCAUUGUAUAUAUUGAUAUUUUAUAAGAAAUGAAUAAAGCUUUCUAGUUUUAAAUGUUGA
Molecule: messenger RNA, 4190 nt
Organism: Clupea harengus (Atlantic herring)
Lineage: Eukaryota; Metazoa; Chordata; Actinopteri; Clupeiformes; Clupeidae
Gene: fzd10
Product: frizzled class receptor 10
Biological process (GO): canonical Wnt signaling pathway; non-canonical Wnt signaling pathway
Cellular component (GO): membrane
Molecular function (GO): transmembrane signaling receptor activity; Wnt-protein binding
Source: RefSeq, a predicted model, not a curated record